AUGAUCCGAAGAAUCGAUUUGGCUGUAGUGGACGACUCGAACAUCGUGGAGAUGUGCAAGCAAUACGGGGACAAAUAUGUUGUCGAGCCAAAUGUUGAGGCCAUCAAACGAUGGAGGAGCUGUUAUCACAGCCUUUCUGGUAGCCGGAGAAAUAUCGAGAAGCUUCGGAGACUCUCCGAUGAAGUCCUGCUUCAUUUUGAAGCUAACCGUCAGACCAACGCAGACUGCGAAAUCAAGAUGGCCUUGAUGGAUGAGCUUCGGAAAGUCAUUCAAAAUCGUGCGAGAUGGAAUUUUAAGCUACUGCCAUUUGGCUCCACUAUGACUGGUCUGGCGACGAAGCAAAGUGAUUUGGAUUUAAUAAUUUGGUGUCCGGAGGCAAACACGUUCUUUUCUAAUGAGGCCGAGUAA
Molecule: messenger RNA, 408 nt
Organism: Angiostrongylus costaricensis
Lineage: Eukaryota; Metazoa; Nematoda; Chromadorea; Rhabditida; Metastrongylidae
Source: the annotation of a GenBank genome assembly